Molecule: messenger RNA, 1350 nt
Organism: Centropristis striata (black sea bass)
Lineage: Eukaryota; Metazoa; Chordata; Actinopteri; Perciformes; Serranidae
Product: zinc finger protein 85-like
Exons: 1
Coding region: 221-1327 (368 amino acids)
Source: RefSeq, a predicted model, not a curated record
CUGAACUUUAUCUGAGCAUUUCUGUCUUUUUUCUCUUAAUGCAGAGAAGAAGAAGAAGAAGCGGCAGAAAGAAGCAUCAGAAGCCCGACAUCACUGCGAGCAUUGCGGGAAAUCCUUUGCAAGAAGAAGCAACGUCACCAGACACCAGAGGAACCACUGCAGCACGGCGCCGAGCCAGCUGGAGUCGGAUCGGGAGGUGUUUGCAUGUCAGAAAUGCAGCAUGACUUUCCGGAGUAAACGCCACUUAAAGCUGCACAUGCGCAUUCACACGGAGGACAGCGAGAACCAGGAGGGGAGUAAAAUAUCUCCACGGGAGAGAUGUCACGCCUGCAAGCAGUGCAACAAGAGCUUCUUCCUGCUCCACACCCUCCGGCAGCACCAGCUCAUCCACACGGGGGAGAAGAGUUACAGCUGCGAGGUGUGCGGGAAGCAGUUCGGCAGGGAGGAAACGCUGAGGACGCACCAGCUCACGCACACGGGGGAGAAACCGUUUGAGUGUGAGACGUGCGGCAAGGCCUGCGCCAGGAAGGGAGACCUGAAAACACACAUGCUGAGCCACUCGGAGGAGAGACCGCACCGCUGCAGCCGCUGCCCCAAGAGCUUCAAGCAGCUGACCAAACUGAAGCAGCACGAGCGCGUUCACACGGGCGAGAAACCGUACCAGUGCAAGCUGUGUCCGAAGCGGUUCAGGCUGCAGACAGCGCUGGUGACGCACCAGUACACCCACUCAGGGGAGAAACCCUUCAAGUGCACCCUGUGCCCCAAGGCCUUCAGCGUCAAGAACAACCUGAAGAAGCACCACAUGAUCCACACCGGGGAGAAACCGUACAGCUGCUCGCACUGCGCCAAGAGCUUCAGACUCCUGCAGCACCUGGUCAUCCACGAGCGCAGCCACACCGGCGAGAAACCGUACAAGUGCGACAGAUGUGGGAAAGCCUUCGCCCACCCGUCGGCCCUGAAAACACACCAGCAGAACCACAAGGAGAAACCGCCUGGCUGCUCCCUGUGCGGACAUACCUUCACAGAGUUCACGGAGCUAGCCGGUCACGAGUGCAGUGACAUGACAGAGAAACCACACCACUGCUCUCAGUGCGGGAAACGCUUCGUUCAGGCUGUGAACCUGAAGGCACACCAGAGGAUUCACUCAGGGGAAAAACCCUAUAACUGCAAAGACUGCGGGAAGCAAUUUAACCACAAGGGCAACCUCACCAAACACUCACGCAUCCACACGGGGGAGAAACCCUUCGAGUGUGGGGAGUGUAAGAGGGGCUUCAGGUUGCUGCAGCACCUCACCAACCACCAGCUGACUCACAGCAAGAAACACUGACUCUGGAUCUGAGGAUUUGGAAA